UACUCGGGCCGAUUAUUGCUGUAUUGAGCUCAAAAUGGCGUCAGACGUCAGUCGCGCGGCGGCGCCGAAUUCAGAGUCGCCUAUGGUGAAGAAAAUUCACGAGGACGCAAAGGAUAACAACGACAAGACCAAGUUGACCGUGGAUUAUGGCUACCGAGUGUUUCGUGAGUACUGUCAGCAGAAGGGCAUCGAGAACGUGGACCACAUACCGACAAGGGAGAUUGCGCGUCUGCUACAAACAUUUUACGAAGACGCUCGAACUCGAGAAGGCGUGCCGUUCAGUGCAAACUCGCUGGUGGUGAUACGGUACGCGAUAAACAGGUACUACCGCGCUCCGCACAUCAACAGGAAUAUCGACAUUGUUCGUGAUCCGGCGUUUCAUCUCGCCAACAAAACUUUCAAAGCCAUCGUACGCCGGUUGCAUCAGGAAGAGAAAAACAGGGUCCCUGGACAACAUAGAGUGCGGCCCAAUAUUUAUUCGGCGGACCACAAGAGAUUGAGGCAGUAUUUUCUGCUCAAUCUCAACACCCCUAGGGGUCUCUUGCAGAAAGUAUGGUUUGAUUUGUCCGCUCAUAUGGGCUAUCGAAGUCUGGACAAGAUUCAGGAGUUGGGAAAAGAUGCCUUCAAAGUUGUGCCUUCUUGGGUUGAUAAGCGACGUGCGAUAUAUCAGACGAACGAGGACGGGACAUCCGUGUGUAUCAUGACGGAAAGGCCCGGCGAUCCCUUGUGUCCCGUGCGGAACUUCGAAGCCUACGCCGCUAGGCUCAACCCGGCCUGCAGGGCCCUCUUCCAAAGACCCAAGGACCAGGUGGCGAGUCAAGACCUUGUGUGGUACUUCAACGCGCCGCUGGGCAAGACCCUCCUCUCCAAGAUGAUGGCGACCAUCUCCAAAUGCGCGGGCCUCAGCCGAGUCUAUAGCAACGCCAGAGCGUGGGCCAUCGCUAGUGCCCAAAGCACGGCCAAAGACUUGGCCGUCCUUCCUGAACCAAACAGGAUGCAAAACGGCACCAGUGAAACGUGGCUACAGAACGGGUUGCUUCUGAGUCAAAAGCUGGGCCACAGCGGGACGGAUGCGGGACAUCAAUUGCAGACGACGGGUCUCCACCACUUCAUGUCUGGUCUGCCAGCUGCAACGGCACUGGGCACGGAACUGCGGGCCGACUGCGGGCCGAUCGCCGUCACCGGUGGAGCCACCGGCACGUGUCUCAACUGCGGAGCGCCGGCUACAGUGCAGGUGGUGAUAUCCCGGGGCUGCCCAAGUCCGUUCUGCACCCUACCAUGCUACCACCGGUGGGCGACCCGCGUCCAGGCUUCCAGCGUCCAUGAGCCCAUUCCCGCUCACAGCCAGUCCCUGUCGUGCAAUUACUGUGGCAGGGCCAUGUUUGGCCAGCAGCCUCUCGAGAAGGGACACCUCAAGUUUUGCUCGACGCUUUGCCUCACACAUUGGGAAGAGGCAACGUCACAUGCUGACAAGACGUCUGUGUCGACGUUGGAUGGGAGGACGGCGUCGCCUGGAGCAUCGUCCAAUGGCGCCGGCGAGGAGAUGGGAGAAGAGGAUGAGAAGGAGGAGAAUGGGAUGCCCGACAAGCUGUGUGAUUUUUGCAAGCAGAGACAAGAAAUGUCCAGUCAUCAUCUCGUCGCUGCGGAUAACACUUUGAGGAGCUUCUGCUCUUACGACUGCUUACAGCAGUACGAGCGACUAUGCAACGACUCCGCUGCUUGGCCUCCUGUACCGACACGUCCAGCAAGUUCACCCGGCCCAGCCGUGUCGCUGGCGUCUCCAGAAUGCAAUGGCACAUCUGGAGAAAAACUACUCAAGCAAAUGCUCGCUGUAACCCAUAGCCCAUUGGAAGCAGAUACGUGCAAUGAGCAACUAGGCCAGGAAAGCGCACCCGUCAUCCGGACAGGCAAGGCCGGCCGGAAGAACCCGGCACCGCAGAAGCUAGUGCAAUACCGAGCCACCGAGUGCUCGACGUGUGGUUGCCACGGUAGCAGGGCAACGUCGCCCAGCGAGGCUUUCUGUAGGCCGCCUUUGGCAGAGAGCGCCACGCAGACAGAUUUAUCCAUGAUGGAGUAGGCAAACGUUCCCAGUCUUCCGUAUGCAACUGAGCCGUACCAUCACCUCUAGUCGUGGGAAACUGCAACAUAGCUGACUAUGAGCCUGGCUGCGAUUUGUUCUCUCUACGAGCAACAGUGGGGGGUUGAAACAGAACUCUUGGAUUUGUGGCGCUCAUUUUUGUUUACGCAUUAUCGGGCGCAUUAUAUUUAUUUUUGCCGGAAUAGGUUUCCCGCAUCAACUAAGUGUUGGCACACUCACAGGAGGGCCUUUUCGUUAUAUGUGUGCAGGGAUGAGUAUGCAGAUGCAGGGUACUGCGCAGGACAAGAAUUGUGUGCUGCAGGUUUUUUUUUUUUUUCGCCCUCAGUGGCCAGCAGCCACAUCAAUCAAGUUAUGUAAUCAAAGUUUGGACUCAUUUAAUCUUUACAUACUCUCAUUUGUUCACACUUUGCACGAUGGCACAAACCAGGUGACCUCAUCUCGCCCGAUUACUUUCUGUGUGGGCAACCCUGCGGACUGCAUGACCUGCAGCUUGACCUAUUUAUUAUUUGUUAUUAAUAGUAUUCGUGCGAAUGUAAUCAGUUAACGGGUGGUUUAGUGACCCAGCACGUUGGGUAAAAUGCUGUUCGCCUGAAGGAAGAACUGCAUUCUCAUAAUUUCCGGCGGAGAUUUUUGUUUGUUGCAACGUUAUCUCGAAAUGGGUCCUUCUGUUUCAGUAGAGUCGAAGCAAGUGAAAGGAAUGGCUGGACCGUAAAUGACAGAUGGAGGAUCAAAAUGAUCAAAUGAGGCCAGCGGCUUCAAAAGCCCAUAGAGUGGAGAUUGCAUGUAGGCAGCCACCUUGCUACUGUAUUUUUGUAGUGCAAGGUUACACGCCUGCGCGACACCAUUAAACCUGCGCUAGAGUUCCAUUUUUGACUAUUCUGUCAAAUUUUUUACCUGGCCUAGAUGCAUUGCAUUCUAAAUAAUGCAAAGUUUUGUUCAAAUUUGUCAAGUAGUUCACUAAUUUCAAUUAACAUAAUAUUCCAUAUCAAUGUGACAUUCAGCAUAUUUCCCAUCAUGAAGCACCAAAUCAACAUUACUAUGGCCCAUUAACGAUAACUGCUUUACCUGUUUUUGAAUAAAAUUUCUGGCUUAGUUUCGUUGUUCGCAUCUAUCGCGCAGAAAUUUGACCAACACAUCAGAACUUUCCGGUCAAAGCUAUGGCUGCGGAGAAGCUGCCCCCAAGCUGCUUCCAAUAUAGGCUUUAGGUACGCUUUAUACUUAACUAGGGGCGAAGCACCCAGAACUAAGCACCGUUUUCUAAAAAUAUAUCUCUGCCGUUCUGGGGCGCCUUCUCGGUGAAAAACGCACUGCAACACGCACAUUGCAAGUUAGAUAAACCCCUUUCACAGUGCAACUUCUGAAGCAGAUUUUGUAGUCUUCCUCGAUUGCGUUCUUGGCGUUGUACAGCCUGGAAAAUUGUAAAGUUGUACAUUGUCUAGUCCUGCACUAAGAGUGUGGUCCCUAAGUAGCGCCACCUCAGUGCAUCCCCCUUCCUCAGUGCUUACAAGUUGUCCGGCGACUCUCCGUGCAAUGGAGUUUUUGACAUGGACGAAAAACAAAGUGACAAACCCGGUGUUUGAGACUCGUUUAUCCUGCAAAUAAAAUGAACUGCAGAUGUG
Ornithodoros turicata is the source of this 3717-nucleotide messenger RNA. RefSeq lists its product as uncharacterized. The record is from RefSeq and is a predicted model, not a curated record. The coding region runs from base 35 to 2077 and encodes 680 amino acids. The transcript has 9 exons. Lineage: Eukaryota; Metazoa; Arthropoda; Arachnida; Ixodida; Argasidae.